Messenger RNA from Pongo pygmaeus (Bornean orangutan), 2493 nucleotides. It is a transcript of the gene FCN1, whose product is annotated as ficolin 1. The coding region runs from base 26 to 1006 and encodes 326 amino acids. Gene Ontology annotation, molecular function: carbohydrate derivative binding; antigen binding; signaling receptor binding. Gene Ontology annotation, biological process: complement activation, lectin pathway. The record is from RefSeq and is a predicted model, not a curated record. The transcript is spliced from 9 exons. NCBI's taxonomy places the organism in Eukaryota, Metazoa, Chordata, Mammalia, Primates, Hominidae.
CCUUCAGAGUCAAAGGCCAGAGAGCAUGGAGCUGAGUGGAGCCACUAUGGCCCGGGGGCUCACUGUCCUGCUAGUCUUGUUCCUGCAUAUCAAGAACCUGCCUGCCCAGGCUGCUGACACGUGUCCAGAGGUGAAGGUGGUGGGCCUGGAGGGCUCCGACAAGCUCACCAUUCUCCGAGGCUGCCCGGGGCUGCCCGGGGCCCCAGGGCCAAAGGGAGAGGCAGGUGCCAUUGGAGAGAGAGGAGAACGCGGUCUCCCUGGAGCCCCUGGAAAGGCAGGACCAGUAGGGCCCAAAGGAGACCGAGGAGAGAAGGGGAUGCGUGGAGAGAAAGGAGACGCUGGGCAGUCUCAGUCGUGUGCGACAGGCCCGCGCACCUGCAAGGACCUGCUAGACCGGGGGCAUUUCCUGAGUGGCUGGCACACCAUCUACCUGCCCAGCUGCCGGCCCCUGACUGUGCUCUGUGACAUGGACAUGGACGGAGGGGGCUGGACUGUUUUCCAGCGGAGGAUGGAUGGCUCCGUGGACUUCUACCGGGACUGGGCCGCGUACAAGCAGGGCUUCGGCAGUCAGCUGGGGGAGUUCUGGCUGGGGAACGACAACAUCCACGCCCUGACUGCCCAGGGAAGCAGCGAGCUCCGUGUGGACCUGGUGGACUUUGAGGGCAACCACCAGUUUGCUAAGUACAGAUCAUUCAAGGUGGCCGGUGAGGCGGAGAAGUACAAGCUGGUACUGGGAGCCUUUGUUGAGGGCACCGCGGGUAAUUCUCUAACGGCCCACAACAACAACUUCUUCUCCACCAAAGACCAAGACAAUGAUGUGAGUUCUUCAAAUUGUGCUGAGAAGUUCCAGGGAGCCUGGUGGUAUGCCGACUGUCAUGCUUCAAACCUGAAUGGUCUCUACCUCAGGGGACCCCAUGAGAGCUAUGCCAAUGGUAUCAACUGGAGUGCGGCGAAAGGGUACAAAUACAGCUACAAGGUGUCAGAGAUGAAGGUGCGGCCCGCCUAGACGGGCCAGGACCCCUCCACACGCACCUGCUAGUGGGGAGGCCACACUCACAAGUGCUGUGUCGUGGAAGUCACCCCACUUCCCCAGCCAGGCACACUCCCAUGACGCCCACAGCUGCCCCUUUGCCCCCAGCUCGGUCAGGCCGCCACAUGCCCACAACCUCACCAGAUGGAGAAUUAUGUUUCUAAAUAUGUUUGCUUUGGGACAGAAAAGUUUUACCAGUUUCAAUGUGUGUUUCUUGAACACCAGUGGUUUUGAUCACUUUCCUGCAUCUGUUGCACAGCAGGUGUUUCCCUGGAAUUUGGUAAGUCGGGAAGAGUCAGGACCCUCAUUUAGCAGAUGGCAUUACCAAUGUUCAGGGAGGUUGAGAGACUUUUGCAAGGAUUUUCCACCUCCAGUAAUUGACACAAGGCGAUCCUCACCUUCACCCCCAAGCCUCCCCCAUCCCCCCAUGCCUCACUCACAACACUUCACACUUCUUGAAAAAAGUCACUUCGGGGUCCAGAAAACACUUAUUAAAAAGGAGGAAAGUUUAAUAGGAACUUUUCUGCUUCCCACCACGGCAGAGUUCAUGCUUUGGGCUGGUUGGCUGCUGAGAGGAGAUAAACACUUAGCACUCACUAAGUGAGCGCCUGGUCAGCCACCUGCACAGAGAAGAUUCCGAAGAGGCCUUCCUCCCACACACAGACCUCAGCUAGAGGGGACCGCAGACCUCAGUGGGAAAAGCUGCACAAGGCUUCUAGGAGAUGAUGGAGAAGGGGCUUCUCCAGCUCCCAGGCUAGGGGAGAUUUCUCAACCACGACCUAAGAAGCAUCAAAGGGAAUGUGGCAAGUGUGACCCCAUUCAAAUCAAGAGCUCACACUUACCGAAGGACACUAAGAGAACCAAAGUAAGGCCAGAGGGGCAGAAUCACUGUGCGGCACACACGUCUUUAGUUUUCUACUAUUGCCUCAACCAGUCACCGCAAAUGGAGUGGCUUGAAACAACAAGAACUCAUCACCUCCUGGCUCGGUAGGUCUGGAGUCCCAGGGCCUUACUGGGCCAGCAGGCAGGACUCAGCAGUGGUGGCUCCUUCUGGGGUUCUAGGGGAGAACCUUCUUCCUUGCCUUUUCCAGCCCCAGGGGUCACUGGCAUUCAUUGGCCGAGACUCCUUCCCCCAGCCCCAAAGCCAGCAGCACCACAUCUCUCUGACCCUUCAUCCGCUGUCACCUCUCCCCCCGAGCCCCGCGGGACAGGCUCUCCACUCCUGAGACUCACGGGAUUAGACUAGGCCUACCUGGAUAAUCUGGGAUCCUCUCCCAUGUCCAGGUCUCUAUCCCUAACCACAUCAGCAAAGUCUCUUUUGCCAUGGAAGGUAUUUGCAGGCUCUGAGUUUGUGUGUAUUAGGGCAGGACAUCUUUGGCGGGGCAGUUGUGGGGGCGGGGAAUUAUUCUGCCUACCACACCUUAUACAAAAAUAAAUAAAUCACAGGCUUAUAUCUGAAAGAA